GCUUAAAUAAAAAUACAUCAACAACAACCCAUUUUUCCUUUUCAUAUCCUUUAGUGUUUUUUUUCUUAGUUUCAUAUAAGGAAAACAUUGCUACAAGUACAAACUCAUGGAUUGUGAAGGUUGUUAUUAGUACUAGUAGCACUUAAAUUUAAGCUAGUUACAAAAGUUUGUCUUUUGGUGGUUGUGUUGAGUGGUAGCAAUGGAUGGAGGUGAUAUAUACAGAGCAAGUAGUAGUCUAAGAGGGAAUAAUUCUACAGUUUUUUCGAGAUCCUCGCGGCACGAUGAAGAUGAUGAGGAAGCUUUGAAAUGGGCUGCACUUGAAAAACUACCUACUUACAAUCGUGUAAGGAAAGGGUUGUUGAUCACAUCACAUGGAGAAGCCAAUGAGAUUGAUGUAACUAAACUUGGAUUUCAAGAAAGACAGGAAUUGUUGAACAGGCUGGUCAAUGCUAAUGAAAAUGACAAUGAGAAUUUUUUAUUGAGGCUCAAGGAAAGAAUUGAUAGAGUUGGGAUUGAUGUUCCAACAGUUGAAGUUCGUUAUGAGCAUCUAACUGUUGAGGCAGAAGCUUAUGUAGGAAGUAGAGCUUUGCCUUCUUUCACUAACUUUACUAUUGGUGCAGUGGAGAAUAUCCUUAGCUUUUUUCAUAUUCGAUCAACCAAAAAGAAACAUGUGACUAUCCUUAAAGAUGUUAGUGGAAUAGUCAAACCUCAAAGGAUGACAUUGCUUCUUGGUCCUCCAAGUUCUGGAAAGACCACACUUCUUUUGGCCUUAGCAGGAAAACUUGAUAAAACUCUCAAGGUAUCUGGUAGAGUGACAUAUAAUGGACAUGGAAUGGAAGAAUUUGUACCUCAGAGAACUGCUGCAUAUAUUAGCCAAAAUGAUGUUCAUAUUGGAGAAAUGACUGUAAGAGAAACCUUGGCUUUCUCAGCAAGGUGCCAAGGAGUUGGAACGCGUUAUGAUUUGCUAUCUGAGUUGAUUAGAAGAGAAAAACAAGCAAAGAUCAAACCAGAACCAGAUAUUGAUGUCUUCAUGAAGGCAGCUGCAGCUGGAGGCCAGGAGGAAAGUCUGGUAAUAGAUUAUAUGCUGAAGAUCUUGGGGUUGGAUGUAUGUAGUGAUACUAUUGUGGGGGAUGGAAUGCGGCGAGGUAUCUCGGGCGGACAAAGGAAAAGAGUUACAACAGGAGAGAUGUUGGUUGGAGCAGCAAAAGUUCUAUUAAUGGAUGAAAUAUCUACUGGCUUGGAUAGCUCCACAACUUUUCAAAUUGUGAAAUCUAUCAGACAAUCUAUUCACAUUUUUAGUGGAACUGCAGUUAUCUCUUUGUUACAGCCAGCACCAGAGACUUAUGAACUUUUUGAUGACAUUAUUCUUUUAUCUGAUGGUCAAAUUGUCUACCAAGGACCACUUGAACAUGUUCUUGAAUUCUUUGAAUCUCUUGGUUUCAAAUGUCCUGAUAGGAAAGCUGUUGCUGACUUCCUUCAAGAAGUAACUUCAAGGAAGGAUCAAGAGCAAUAUUGGGUUUGCAGAGAAAAACCAUACAGGUUUGUAACUGUUACUCAAUUUGCUGAGGCAUUUCAGUCAUUCCAUGUUGGGAGGAGAAUUGGAGAUGAGCUUGCAAUUCCAUUUGACAAGUCUAAGAAUCACCCAGCUGCAUUAACCACUAAAAAAUAUGGUGUUGACAAGAAGGAACUUUUAAAGGCUAAUUUCUCAAGAGAGUAUUUGCUUAUGAAAAAGAAUUCUUUUAUUUACAUCAGCAAGUUGUUUCAACUUUCUGCAACGGCAACAAUUGCUAUGACACUUUUUCUACGAACUAAUAUGCACAAAGAUUCAUUGGAUGGUGGAAUAGUUUAUCUUGGUGCUUUAUUUUUCUCAUUAAUAAUGCUAAUGUUCAAUGGAACUAUUGAGCUUACAAUGACCAUUGUAAAGCUUCCAACAUUCUUCAAGCAAAGAGACCACUUAUUUUAUCCUGCAUGGGCAUAUGCUAUUCCCACAUGGGUCAUCAGAAUCCCUGUUACAUUGAUAGAAGCUUCUAUUUGGGUAAUCAUCACCUACUAUCCAAUUGGAUUUGAUUCAAAUGUUUGGAGAUGUUUAAAGCAGUUUUUGCUGCUGUUACUGAUAAACCAGACAGCUUCUGGAUUGUUCCGAUCUAUUGCAGCAAUUUGUAGAGACUAUGUUGUUGGUACCAUAACUGGAUUCUAUGUACUUCUAAUAUUUGUCGCAUCGGGUGGAUUCGUUUUGGCAAAAAAUGAUAUUAAGAAGUGGUGGAGUUGGGGUUACUGGAUUUCACCUUUAAUGUAUGCACAAAAUGCUGUAGUGGUGAAUGAAUUCCUUGGACACAGUUGGGACCAUGUUGCCCCAGAUUUUGGACUGGGAAAUCAAAAUACGACAUUGGGAAUUCAAGUUUUGGAGUAUCGUAACUUCUUCACACAUGCAUAUUGGUAUUGGAUAGGAGUUGGUGCAUUAACAGGAUUUAUGUUCUUUUGGAACAUUAUAUACUCUAUUGCUCUCACUUACCUUGGUCCAUAUAACAAGCAACAAGCAACAAUAACAGAAGAAUCAGAAGGUAGUAAUACACCAAAUGACAAAAAUAGAGAAGUUGAAUUACAACAAUUAGAAAAUUCUGGGAGAUCUAAUGCUAUUAUGGAUUCUAGUACUGGGAAGAAAAGGGGAAUGGUUCUACCUUUUGAACCAUAUUCUAUCACAUUUGAUGAAAUUGAAUACUCCGUUAACACGCCACAAGAAAUGAAAGACCAAGGUAUAAUCGAGGACAGGUUAGUUCUGUUGAAGGGUGUUAGUGGUGCAUUUAGGCCCGGUGUUCUCACAGCCUUGGUGGGUGUCAGUGGAGCUGGUAAAACUACUUUGAUGGAUGUUUUGGCUGGUAGGAAAACUACGGGUCAUAUUGAUGGGAGCAUAAAAAUUUCUGGCUACCCUAAAAAUCAAGAUACAUUUGCUAGAAUCUCUGGCUAUUGUGAGCAGAAUGAUAUCCACUCCCCUCAUGUUACUGUCCAUGAGUCCUUACUAUAUUCCGCAUGGCUUCGUUUACCCACAGAAGUUGAUUCCAAUACCAGAAAGAUAUACGUUGAGGAAAUCAUGGAACUAGUGGAGUUGAAUCCAUUGAGGAACUCACUAGUUGGUUUGCCUGGUGUGAGUGGUCUUUCAACUGAACAACGCAAGAGGCUGACUAUUGCAGUUGAAUUAGUGGCCAAUCCAUCCAUAAUUUUCAUGGACGAGCCUACAUCUGGUUUAGAUGCUAGAGCUGCUGCAAUUGUUAUGCGAACCGUUAGGAACACAGUUGACACAGGAAGAACAGUUGUUUGUACCAUCCAUCAACCAAAUAUUGACAUAUUUGAAGCUUUUGAUGACUUAUUCCUCUUGAAGCGCGGAGGACAAGAAAUAUAUGUUGGGCCAUUGGGUCGUUAUUCGUGUCACUUGAUCAACUAUUUUGAGAGCAUUGAAGGAGUUAGUAAAAUCAAAGAUGGAUAUAACCCUGCAACAUGGAUGUUGGAAGUGACAAGUCCAGCACAAGAACUUGCUUUAGGUGUUGAUUUUCAUGAGAUAUACAAAAAUUCUGACCUAUAUAGGAGAAAUAAGCAACUUAUAGAAGAAUUGGGUAAACCUAUCCCUGGUUCAAAGGAAUUUCAUUUCCCAACUCAAUACUCACAGCCAUUUUUUAUCCAAUGCUUGGCUUGCUUGUGGAAACAAAAUUUGUCAUAUUGGCGCAACUCAAAUUACACUGCUGUGAGAUUUUACUUUGCUACUUUCAUAGCAUUGGUGUUUGGAACAAUGUUUUGGAACCUUGGAAGCAAAUUCACAACAUCACAAGGCCUAUAUAAUGCCCUUGGUUCUAUGUAUGGUGCUGUUCUCUUCAUUGGGGUACAGAAUUCUUCCUCGGUACAAUCAGUGGUGGAUGUUGAAAGAACUGUCUUUUAUAGAGAAAGAGCUGCUGGAAUGUAUUCUGCUUUACCCUAUGCAGUUGCACAGGUUGUAGUUGAGCUACCUUAUAUUUUGGCACAAGCCGUAUCAUAUGGUGUCAUAGUUUAUGCCAUGAUUGGAUUUGAGUGGACAGUAACAAAAUUCUUUUGGUACUUGUUUUUCAUGUACUUCACAUUUUGCUACUUCACCUUCUAUGGCAUGAUGACUGUGGCAUUCACCCCAAAUCACCAUAUUGCUGCAAUAACUGCAGCUGCAUUUUAUGGACUUUGGAAUGUGUUUUCAGGAUUUGUCAUUCCAAGACCUAAAAUGCCUGUGUGGUGGAGGUGGUACGCUUGGGCAGAUCCUGUGGCUUGGACCUUAUAUGGAUUAUUUUCAUCACAAUUUGGAGACAUAACAGCCCCAAUGAAGGAUUUGGAUGGUCUGACAGUGCAAGAAUUUAUAAGAAUUGCUUUGGGUAUGAAACACGAUUUUGUAGGGGUUUGUGCAGUUGUGAUUGUUGGGAUAGCAGUCUUAUUUGCUUUUACUUUUGCUGUAUCAAUUAAGGUCUUUAGUUUCCAACAAAGAUAAAUUAAAGGAUCAUUGAUACAUUCAAACAUUUUUUUCCAGCUUACACGUAUCCUAAUAGUAUUCUUGUGUCCCUCAUGUUCAUGCAGUAUUUGCCUUGCAAAUUUUGUUUCCUACUUAGAGUCAAGUUGAAGCUUCUUUAAUAAAUGUAUACAAUACAAAAUACACUAAAGAUGAGACUUCCACUUAUGACAAUUUCUUUUUUAUAGAAUCGUUUGAUGUAAUGCAGUAAGAUAAUAUGUUUUGUGUGUAUUUCAAGUAAUGUGAAAAUCAAGACUUGUGUUAUGUUGAUCAA
Messenger RNA from Cicer arietinum (chickpea), 4790 nucleotides. RefSeq names its product pleiotropic drug resistance protein 1-like. Gene Ontology annotation, molecular function: ATP binding; ATP hydrolysis activity; ABC-type transporter activity. Lineage: Eukaryota; Viridiplantae; Streptophyta; Magnoliopsida; Fabales; Fabaceae. The record is from RefSeq and is a predicted model, not a curated record. Gene Ontology annotation, cellular component: membrane.